GUGUAAUCCUUAAAAAAGCUUUAUCUGGAUUUAAAUGCAUGCAGGAUGUCUGUGUCAUUACCUCCUUGAGUUUUGUGCUGUUCAACAACAGGAGACUUUUUCGCCUUUAGACUCAUUUAUUUUUUUAUUAUGGGGAACAGCAAAAGUGGAGCGCUUUCCAAAGAAAUUCUAGAAGAACUGCAACUCAACACCAAAUUCACCCAAGAGGAACUGUGCACGUGGUAUCAGUCCUUUCUCAAGGAAUGUCCCACAGGAAGGAUCUCCAAACAGCAAUUUGAGGGCAUUUAUUCUAAAUUCUUCCCAGACGCAGACCCCAAAGCCUAUGCCCGCCAUGUAUUUAGAAGUUUUGAUGCAAAUAACGAUGGCACGUUGGACUUUAAGGAAUACAUGAUUGCCCUUCACAUGACAUCAUCUGGCAAAACAAAUCAAAAACUGGAGUGGGCUUUUUCCUUAUAUGAUGUUGACGGUAACGGAACUAUCAACAAACUAGAAGUUCUUGAAAUAAUUAUGGCCAUAUUCAAAAUGAUAAAUACUGAAGACCAGAAGCAUCUACCAGAGGAUGAAAAUACACCAGAAAAGAGAACAAAUAAAAUAUGGGAUUUCUUUGGGAAGAAAGACAAUGAUAAACUCACUGAGGGUGAAUUCAUCCAAGGCAUCAUGAACAACAAGGAAAUUCUCCGCUUGAUUCAGUUUGAGCCCCUGAAAGUAAAGGAAAAGCUAAAAGAGAAAAAGCAUUAAAUGAAGAGCACCAGCCAAAACCAAUUUUCCUAAGACUGUUCAAUCAGCAACAUUACCUACUUACUAUACCAGCAAGACCAUCACAGAUUCCAGUGUUAUUUGAACUGAUCUGAAAUCCUUGUUGUCCUUAAUCUUCAUUAACACAAUACAUUUAUGUUGUGCUCUCUGUAUGAUAAUUAGGGCAACUAAUAAUCCUUAGAUUAUGGUUGAACCUUCUUACACUGUGAAGGUCAUAGACUAUAAUCUCAUUUCAUUAACUCCAGCUCUCUGUGCAUUUAAUACUUAAAUAUCUGGAGAAUGUGGAUUACUAAAGAAUAAAUAUUAUUCCAGCUAUCAACUUUAGUAAAUAUACAGACACGUCUCGCAACAUUUGCAUAUAAUAAUUCACUAUAACGAAUGGUACAAAAACGACACGGUCCGAGAUCUCUGCUCCGCUGGGAAUAGUCACAAGGAUAUUAACUUAAAAUCGCUCCUACAUUGUUUAACCAGAAAAAUAACAGAUAUUUUAUACGAAACAAAAAGUAAAUAUAAAUGCAAAAAUAAAUCAUAAUAAUAAUAAAAAAAAGUACAGGUAUGGGAUCCAUUAUCCAGAAACCCGUUAUCCAGAAAGCUCCAAAU
Molecule: messenger RNA, 1356 nt
Organism: Xenopus laevis (African clawed frog)
Lineage: Eukaryota; Metazoa; Chordata; Amphibia; Anura; Pipidae
Gene: rcvrn.L
Product: recoverin, gene 1 L homeolog
Exons: 3
Coding region: 130-738 (202 amino acids)
Molecular function (GO): calcium ion binding
Source: RefSeq, a predicted model, not a curated record